Molecule: messenger RNA, 1065 nt
Organism: Lactuca sativa (garden lettuce)
Lineage: Eukaryota; Viridiplantae; Streptophyta; Magnoliopsida; Asterales; Asteraceae
Source: RefSeq, a predicted model, not a curated record
AUGCUCACGUCGUGGGCCCAUUCUGCACAGAAAAAUUAUGUAUAUGUUCCAGCUUAUAAACCACCUUUUCCAUUCCCGUCUCGAGCUAAUCUCAGUCCACUGGAAAGAGAACAUUUGGAGUUUAUCAAGCAAGUAAAGGGUAUUCCGAUUAAUACUCCUUUUAUUAAUUCGCUUUCAAAAAUUCCAGCAUAUGCGAAGCUCCUACAAGAUCUUGUAGACACCCGACAACAGUUGAAGAAGAAUUCUAAGGUUAUUCUUAGUGAACAAAGUUCAAGAGUUGUAUUGGGAGAGCUGCCUAAGAAGAUGGGAGAUCCAGGCCGCCUCACUUUUCCAUGUGAGUUUGGAAACAAUUUGAAGACUUAUGAUUUAGCUGAUUCUGGGGCUAGCAUAAAUUUAAUGUCGUACUCCUUCUAUCAAAAGCUGAACAUUCAGAAAAUGAAGACUACAAAGAUGACCAUCCACAUGGCCAAUUGUUCGGUAACGCAACUAAGAGGAAUUGUAGAAGACAUCCUUGUUAAAAAUGGGAGAUUCAUUUUCCCUGUUGACUUUGUUAUUUUGGAUAUGAAGGAGGAUGCUAAUGUCCCAAUCAUUCUUGGUCGCCCCUUCCUAAAUACUGUUGGUGCUUUGGUGGAUGUUCGUGAAGUGUUCAAUAUUGAUGAAGACAAUGAACUUGAAGAAUUAGAAAAACUCAUGGAGGAAAUCAAGACACUUAAUCAAAUCAAACGCACUAAACCCAGAGCAUCCAUUUCGUUUCUCGUUGAAGUCAUUGCUUACACAAAACCAACAUCUUGGGUAAGUAAGGAAAGUGAUGACAUGUCCAGUGAUGAAGAGGAGGUUACAUCAAAGGUGACUAGCCCAGUGGUGAAGGAGGAGGAGGAUAUUAUGAAGCUUAAAAAUGAUGAAAAAUUGAAGACUCAAGGGAUCAAACGCAAGCUCGAUGGAAACGAAGUCAAGGCUAAAAAGGAGAAUUCUAAAAAGGCAUAUAUUCGUCGAGUGCAAUCUUACAAGAGGCGUUUCAAGGAGAAGAAGAUCCUGGUGGUGGACUCAUUUGAAGAUUCAACGUAG